CUGGAGUCAAGGAAAUAUAAACAUCACUGCCUCCCCAGCAUCAGAUGAGCGGCGUUUUUCGUUCCAGUCAGCUCCCAGUCAGCCAGCUAGCGUCCCCAGGUCAAGCUCCUUGACACGCCUCCCGUCAGUCAAACAUUAUGAAGCUCAUUACCCUCCUGGUCUUCCUGGCCAGCACGUCACUCGCCCUCCGGGAAAUCGAGGAUGUUACUCCGGUUAAGCGGCAGAGCCUCGACACCAUCACGGACCAGUACCUCUUUACUCUCACACUACCCCAAUUCACAGUGAAGCACGACGCCCGCGACCCGGCUACGCUGGACUGGACGACUGACGACUGCACGUUGUCACCCGACAACCCGCUCGGGUUCCCCUUCGUCCCGGCAUGCCACCGCCACGACUUUGGCUACAACAACUAUCACAAGCAGAACCGCUUCACGACAGCUGGGAGACUCAGGAUUGACAACAAGUUCAAGACCGAUUUGUACUACCAAUGCAACUCGGUGACGUUCAAGUCUCUGUGCCGGGCUCUGGCAGAAGUUUACUACGCUGCGGUGAGAGCGUUUGGAGGGUUAGACCCCAGUAGGCGCGACGAGGAACUUAUCCGGGAGUACGAGGAGAAGGUAGCUAUUUAUAACGCCCUUGUUGAGGUGGCGCAGGUUUACGGGGAUGUGCCGGUUGGAACCGGAACGAUUUGAGAAUUUUGCGACGUUGAUCUGUUGGGAAGGGAAGGCGCUUGCUGGGAAGGAAAUAAUUUGGACCAUCGGACCUGUAGGAGGUCACUAAUGAACUGUCAGAGGCUUCAAAUGGUAGCGGGCCUGAACCUUUCACCGGCAUGAAACGGUACGUUACCUUUCUUGCCGAUAUAAAGGUAUCUCACAAUCUCACUUAGGACAUCCAAUUUCUGCCCCGUGGAUAUUCUAUUGCUAUUGUGGUUGUUGAGAUAAUCGUGUAAUAGAGUGUAAUCAACUGCUUUUAGUGGGCUACUCAAUUGGACGGGCGCCUCAAUC
Molecule: messenger RNA, 1004 nt
Organism: Microdochium trichocladiopsis
Lineage: Eukaryota; Fungi; Ascomycota; Sordariomycetes; Xylariales; Microdochiaceae
Product: prokaryotic phospholipase A2-domain-containing protein
Exons: 2
Coding region: 138-692 (184 amino acids)
Biological process (GO): arachidonate secretion; phospholipid metabolic process
Molecular function (GO): A2-type glycerophospholipase activity
Source: RefSeq, a predicted model, not a curated record